Molecule: messenger RNA, 513 nt
Organism: Pelobates cultripes (western spadefoot toad)
Lineage: Eukaryota; Metazoa; Chordata; Amphibia; Anura; Pelobatidae
Source: the annotation of a GenBank genome assembly
AUGGCCGACGACAUUGCUGCUCCGUCGUAUGAUGCGACAGAAGCAACCCUAAUGAAACUGGACUUACUCUUCGAAGCCUUUUGGCAAAAGAUUAGGGAGAGGCAAUGCAGCACAGCCUUGAAGCUACACCCACCUCCUGCAGCCCAGCGGUCAAAGACUCUUCCAAAGUGGAAUGGUGCCACAAACUGGCGCCGGAUGAGACCCAGGCGGACCGACACAGGUGCAAAGCAACACUCUGCAAAACUAGCACAUCUCUGGCACCACCGGGCCACACGCGGCCCACGCCGUCAUGUAAAAAGGGAGCCCCAUAAACCACAGAGAAAUCACCUUUGUGCAGCGGAGAGGCAGGCGGCAGCGGGACAUGGAACCCAUAGAGACUCUGACUCUCCUGCCGACCCCUGGCGGGAAAUACUAGCUCAAGCCGACACAAGGACCCAGAGAGACAAGUUUGAAGAUUUAUGCCCCCCUAUGGUGCGAUCUGGACCUGGCCUGACUGCCACGGGCAUAGGCUGA